GCCUUGUCUAAUUGCAUGCCUGUGCUGGGGAGAAGAGCUUUCCAAGAGAAUUUCUGGAAUUACCAUGAGCCACUGUGAGCCUCAUGUGACAAGGAAUAACAACUGUCCCAUCACAGCCGCCAGAAAUGACAGCCAGGACUACCUGCUUAUGGAGGCGGAGGAUGGGGCUGACAAGUCUUCUCGUCACUAUGGCUAUUAUCACAUGCGGGCCACAGAUAAUACAUUAUCUCAUAGACGGCAAACAUUACUGCGAGAAAAGGGGAGAAGACAGGCCAACAGAGGACCAGCUUACAUGUUUAGUGACCGCUCCACCAGUCUUACAGCAGAGGAAGAGCGUUUUUUGGACGCGGCAGAAUAUGGUAACAUUCCUGUAGUUAGGAAAAUGAUGGAAGAGUGUCACACUUUAAAUGUCAAUUGUGUGGACUACAUGGGUCAAAAUGCUUUGCAAUUAGCCGUUGCCAACGAGCACUUGGAGAUUACAGAACUUUUACUUAAGAAGGAGAACUUGGCACGGGUGGGGGAUGCCUUGCUUCUAGCCAUUAGCAAAGGAUACGUGCGGAUAGUAGAAGCAAUACUGGGACACCCUUCAUUUGCUGAAGGGAAACGGCUUACCACCAGUCCAAGUCAAGCUGAAUUCCAACAUGAUGACUUCUACGCCUACGACGAAGAUGGAACAAGGUUUUCUCAAGACAUCACUCCCAUCAUUUUGGCCGCUCACUGCCAGGAGUACGAGAUUGUUCAUACACUUCUAAGGAAAGGAGCCAGGAUUGAGAGGCCUCAUGACUAUUUUUGUAAAUGCAAUGAAUGUAGUGAAAAACAGAAACAUGACUCUUUUAGCCAUUCCAGGUCCAGGAUUAACGCAUAUAAAGGUCUUGCGAGUCCGGCAUAUCUGUCCUUGUCUAGUGAAGAUCCAGUUAUGACGGCUUUAGAGCUCAGCAAUGAGUUGGCUGUAUUAGCAAAUAUAGAAAAAGAAUUCAAGAAUGACUACAAAAAAUUGUCUAUGCAAUGCAAGGACUUUGUUGUUGGACUUCUUGAUUUGUGCAGAAACACAGAGGAGGUGGAAGCGAUAUUAAAUGGUGAUGUAGACAUGAACCACAGCUCUGAAGAAGCCAACAGCCGGCCGAGCCUCUGCCGAUUAAAGCUCGCUAUUAAGUAUGAAGUCAAAAAGUUUGUGGCUCAUCCCAAUUGUCAGCAGCAACUUCUUUCCAUCUGGUAUGAAAAUCUAUCCGGUUUGCGUCAGCAGACCACAGCAGUGAAAUUUCUGGUUGUUCUGGCUGUAGCAGUCGGGUUACCAUUUCUUGCCAUGGUUUACUGGGUCGCACCUUGCAGCAAGCUUGGUAAGAUAAUGCGUGGACCUUUCAUGAAGUUUGUAGCUCACGCGGCCUCAUUUACUAUUUUCCUUGGUCUGCUAGUGAUGAAUGCAGCCGACAGAUUCGAAGGCACCAAGAUCCUUCCUAACGAAAGCAUCACAGAUAAUGCAAAGCAGCUAUUUAGGAUGAAAACGUCUUGCUUCUCCUGGAUGGAAUUACUCAUUAUCUCCUGGGUAAUAGGCAUGAUCUGGUCUGAAUGUAAAGAAAUUUGGUCACAAGGGCCCAGGGAAUACAUGUUUGAACUCUGGAAUAUUCUGGAUUUCGGGAUGUUGGCCAUCUUUGCAGCAUCAUUCAUUGCUAGAUUUAUGGCGUUCUGGCAUGCCUCCCGGGCGCAGAACUAUGUUGAUGAUGAUGAGAGCAUCAAGGAUGUGGCAAGUGCCACCCUACCUCCUGAAAUAAAAUACUAUACUCUAGCUAGAAUAAAAUGGCUGCCAUCAGAUCCUCAAAUCAUCUCUGAGGGCCUCUACGCCAUUGCUGUUGUUCUAAGCUUCUCCCGGAUUGCCUAUAUUCUACCAGCCAAUGAAAGCUUUGGACCCUUACAGAUCUCACUGGGAAGGACGGUGAAGGACAUCUUCAAGUUCAUGGUGAUCUUUAUUAUGGUCUUUGUGGCCUUCAUGAUUGGGAUGUUUAACCUCUAUUCUUAUUAUCUUGGAGCCAAGCAAAAUGACGCCUUCACCACAGUUGAAGAAAGCUUUAAGACGUUAUUCUGGGCUAUAUUUGGACUGUCUGAAGUGAAGUCAGUUGUCAUCAACUACGGACACAAAUUUAUAGAAAAUAUUGGAUAUGUCCUGUAUGGGGUCUACAAUGUGACUAUGGUCAUUGUUCUAUUAAACAUGCUGAUCGCCAUGAUCAACAGCUCCUUCCAGGAGAUUGAGGAUGACUCUGAUGUGGAAUGGAAAUUUGCCAGGGCCAAGCUUUGGUUUUCGUACUUUGAGGAAGGAAGGACCCUUCCAGUGCCAUUCAACUUGGUUCCAAGUCCUAAGUCUUUUGUUUACAUUGCGUUGAAAAUAAAAUCCUUUCUUCCGAGAAUCCUUUCCUGCCACUCAAGGGGUUUACAGGAGGACUCCGAGAUGAACAAGCUUGGUCACAGUAAACACUCGAGCAUAAGAAGUUCUGAAGAUGGCAACUUAAACAACAUCAGUCAUCCACCCACAAGAUAUCAGAAAAUAAUGAAGCGUCUUAUCAAGCGAUACGUGCUGAAAGCUCAGGUGGACAAGGAGAACGAUGAAGUCAAUGAAGGUGAACUAAAGGAAAUAAAACAAGAUAUUUCAAGUCUCCGCUAUGAACUCCUUGAAGAGAAGACUCACAACACAGAGGACCUUGCAGAACUCAUUCGAAAACUUGGGGAAAGAUUAUCAAUUGACCCAAAAAAACAAGAGUAGACCAAUAAGCCUGGCAAUGUUCCUCCUGGCAUAUUCGCUGCCUUAGCUCACCAUACAGUCUCCUCUUCUGCUGGGGAUCCUCAUCUUUUGAACGGUGCAAAUAAAUCCUAGCUCACCUCUCUGUCUUCUGUAAUAAGUUGCUCUUCUGUUAGAGUGACAAGACCGUUACUUAUUUUCCUUAUCCUUCAAGGAGAAACUCAGUUUGUCUGAUCGAGAACCGCUGUGUGCUAGAUCCCCCUUUAUGAUGUCCAUAUGUCCUAAUGCGUAAUAUGGAAAGAGGUUGUCAACCCUGUUACUAUCAGUGGAUACUUUCAAGGAUUUUCUUAAAAGUUAGGGAGCAGGGCAGUUUCUUAUUUUGUGACCUCCAUCACAAUCUUCUUUCGAGGAAAACAUAAUAAAAUAUUGGCCCUGAGUGAAUGACGGUAAUGGUAAUAUAUUGUGGGUGGACCAAAGAAUGAUGAGCUUAAAAGUACAAUAAAACGAAGUAGGAUCAGUCACCUCAAAAUAAUGCUCAGUGCACUGUGGGGAUUCGCUCUGGUAGUUAGGAUAAGCGGGCGCAGUACAGAAGCAAAAUACAAGUUCGUAAUUCCAACUUCAGUGCUUAUUCA
Molecule: messenger RNA, 3360 nt
Organism: Bufo bufo (common toad)
Lineage: Eukaryota; Metazoa; Chordata; Amphibia; Anura; Bufonidae
Gene: TRPC6
Product: transient receptor potential cation channel subfamily C member 6
Exons: 12
Coding region: 65-2752 (895 amino acids)
Biological process (GO): regulation of cytosolic calcium ion concentration; manganese ion transport; calcium ion transmembrane transport
Cellular component (GO): cation channel complex; membrane
Molecular function (GO): protein binding; store-operated calcium channel activity; inositol 1,4,5 trisphosphate binding
Source: RefSeq, a predicted model, not a curated record